AUGGCCGACAGAAACAGUCCACCAUCGCCCCCGGCUGCGAGACCGAGAGCUCCGACCAUUACAAUCGACACGGCUGUCGAGGAGCCUCCGCACAAUUCUGCAGAAUCAUCGCAGCAGUCGCAGCCGCAGUCGCCUCAGAUCAACGAGCCUCCGAAUCUCACCCAGGCGGCCAGCCACGACCUGCGAGCAGGGGGAGCCGCCCAACUCCCCGGACUUCACAUCCAGACGUCGUUUGACAGCAAACGCAGCCUUCCCACCAGCCCCCACAACGUCUCGAGCCCGACGCACUCCAUCAACCGCGACGGCGACCACCCCUUCCUCGAGGUCCCGGGCAACCGACGCGCCAAGGAUGACUCGAUUGACUCAGCAGAUGUGCCCCCCAGCAUCUCCUCGCAGGGCAACAUGACGGCCGUCACGUCCAACACGGCUUCGGACCAGGCCAAGAAGACGCCGCGCAACGAGGUCAUUAUGCACGACACGUCCGCCCUCGAUCCCGAUGUCGGCACCGAGCACCUCUUCCACGUCGACAACAACCCUUUCGCCUUCACCCCCGGCCAGCUCGUCAAGAUGUACGAUCCCAAGUCCCUCGCCGCCUUCUACCGUCUUGGAGGUCUCGAGGGCCUUGAAAAGGGCCUGCGCACCGAUCGCAAGGCCGGCCUGAGCAUCGACGAACAACGCCUCGACGGGCGCGUCAGCUUCGAGGAGGCCACGGGUGAGGCCAGCCUCGAUGCUGCUGCCCCUGCUGCCCCUACUGCCGAGACCACGCCCUUGUCUCUCCCCCGAGCUGCUACUGCCGCCGCGAGCGGUUCCGCCAAGCAAUUCGAGGACCGCCUCCGCGUCUUUCACGACAAUCGCAUCCCCGAACGCAAGGGUAAGAACCUGCUCCAGCUCAUGUGGCUCACCAUGCAGGACAAGGUCCUGGUCCUCCUCAGUGUUGCCGCCGUCGUCAGCCUUGCCGUCGGCCUCUACCAGGCGCUGUCGCAGAAGCCGAGGAGCGGGAGGCGGGCUGCUGGCGAUGACGGGCCCUCGAUCGAAUGGGUCGAGGGCGUCGCCAUCAUGGUCGCCAUUGCCAUCGUCGUCCUCGUCGGAUCCCUCGUGGACUGGAGCAAGGAGAGGCGUUUCGCCAAGCUCAACCAGAAGAAGCAGGACCGCUUCGUCAAGGCGAUACGCUCCGGCAACACGACCGAGGUGUCCGUCUACGACCUGAUGCCCGGCGACGUCGUCUACAUCGAACCCGGUGACAUGAUCCCUGCCGACGGUGUCCUGAUUGAAGGCUUCAACGUGACGUGCGACGAGUCUCAGGCCACGGGAGAGUCAGACCUGAUCCGCAAGCGAUCCGGCGAUGACGUCUUCUACGCCAUCCAGAACAACGAGGAGCUCAAGAAGAUGGAUCCCUUCAUACAGUCUGGUGCCCGCGUCACCGAGGGCGCCGGCACCUACCUCGUCACCUGCACCGGUGUCCACUCGUCAUACGGCAAGAUCCUCAUGUCGCUCAACGACGAGCCCGAGAUGACACCGCUCCAGCACAAGCUCAACGUCAUCGCCAUCUGGAUUGCCAAGUUUGGUACCGCCGCCGCUAGCCUCCUGUUCGUCGUCCUGUUCAUCAAGUUCUGCGUCAGGCUGCCCAAGCUCGGACCCGACGUCACGCCGGCCGAGAAGGGGCAGAUGUUCAUCGACAUCUUCCUCGUAGUCGUCACCAUCAUCGUCGUCGCCGUCCCCGAAGGCCUGCCCCUCGCCGUCACCCUCGCCCUCGCCUACGCCAUGGUCCGCAUGGUCAAGGACAACAACCUCGUCCGCCACCUCAAGGCCUGCGAGGUCAUGGGAAACGCCACCUGCAUCUGCUCUGACAAGACCGGUACCCUGACCCAGAACGUCAUGCACGUCGUCGCAGGCACCUUUGGUGUCCAUCACCGGUUCGGUGGGGUUCUCGGGGAGGGGGAGGCGAGGUCAGCUUCGGCAAGCGACAACGGCGGCGACGACGCCAAGUCUCCGCAGAAGUGCGUCUCGCAGCUCAGCGAGGCGACCCGUUGCAUCUUGAUCGAGUCCAUCGCACUCAACUCUACAGCAUUCGAGGGCGAGCAGGACGGCGAGAUGCGCUUCAUCGGAUCCAAGACGGAGACGGCCCUGCUGCUGUUCGCUCGCGACCUCGCCGGCAUGGGACCCGUGCAGGAGCUGCGGGAGGGCGCAACGACGCUGCAGCUGCUGCCCUUCGACUCGGGACGCAAGGCCAUGGGCGUCGUGGUCAAGCUGCCGGACGGUGGGGCGCGGCUGUACGUCAAGGGAGCUUCGGAGAUCAUACUGGGCAAGUGCGGGUCGAUGCUGGGAGACCCGACCAAGGACGCGUCGACGACCAGGAUGGACCCCGAGGACAUGAAGAGCGUCUCGGCCCUCAUCGACCAGUACGCGUCGCGGUCGCUGCGCACGAUUGGCGUGGCGUACCGCGACUUCUCGUCAUGGCCGCCGCGCGAGGGCCGCCGGUCCGAGAACAAUCCCGCCGAGGUGGACAUGGAGAGCUUGUUCGAGGACCUGACGUUCAUCGCCAUGGUGGGUAUCCAGGAUCCUCUGCGUGCCGGAGUACCGGAGUCGGUCGCGCUGUGCCAGAAGGCCGGCGUGACGGUGCGGAUGGUGACCGGCGAUAACAAGCUGACGGCGCAGGCCAUCGCCAGGGAGUGCGGGAUCCUCCAACCCGGCGGCGUGGUCAUGGAGGGGCCCGAGUUCCGCAACCUGAGCCGGCAGCAGCAGGAAGAGGUCGCGCCGCGUCUACAGGUGCUCGCGCGGUCGAGCCCGGAGGACAAGAGAAUUCUGGUGCGCCUUCUCCGCGACCGGAACGAGAUAGUGGCGGUGACGGGUGACGGGACCAACGACGCGCCGGCUCUCAAGACGGCCGACGUAGGCUUCUCGAUGGGCCAGUCAGGCACCGAGGUGGCCAAGGAGGCGUCGUCCAUCAUCCUCAUGGACGACAACUUUGUCAGCAUUGUCAGCGCUCUGAAGUGGGGCCGGGCCGUCAACGACGCCGUCAAGCGCUUCCUGCAGUUCCAGCUGACGGUCAACGUGACGGCGCUCACCCUGGCGUUCGUGACGGCCGUGUCCAGCGACGACGAGGAAUCGGUCCUCACAGCUGUCCAGCUGCUCUGGGUCAACCUCAUCAUGGACACGCUCGCGGCCCUCGCGCUCGCCACGGACCCGCCCCAGCACAGCAUCCUCGACAGGAAACCCGAGCCUCGGACCGCAUCCAUCAUCACGACGUGCAUGUGGAAGAUGAUUCUUGGACAGGCAAUGUACCAGCUGCUCAUCACCUUUCUGCUCUAUUACGGAGGCCCCAACGGUGUGCUGCCCCUGGACUACCAGCCUUCCAGCAAGGAGAUCUCUACCUUGGUGUUUAACACGUUCGUCUGGAUGCAAAUCUUUAACCAGUGGAACAAUCGCCGCCUGGACAACAACCUCAACAUCUUUGAAGGGAUCCUGCAGAACCCGUAUUUCAUCGCCAUCAGCACCCUCAUCAGCGGCGCACAGGUCAUCAUCAUCUUCUUCGGCGGCGCAGCCUUCUCGAUCUCGUCGGACGGGCAGUCGGGAGCCAUGUGGGGCAUCGCACUCGUGCUCGGCUUCAUUUCGAUUCCUGUGGGCGUGCUGAUCCGGUUCGUCCCGGACUCGUUCGUGUCGGCCCUGGUACCUGGGUUCGUCAAGAGGCGCGUGGCAGCCUCGGCAGCGGCCUCGUCCUCGUCCUCUUCCUCGCCGGCCUCGCCGGACGGCAAGACGCCCGGUCUCAAGGUGUCGGACGAGGAGCUGGGCCGUCUGUACCCGGAGCCCCUGCUCGAGCUCCGCGACGAGCUGAAGUUCAUGCGCCGGAUGAGGGGCGGUCGGCUCAACCAGCUCACCUUCGCGGUCAGGCACCCCGCCGAAGUGAUGCUGCCCAGGUCGAGGAGCAACGCGUCGAGGUCGAGGUCGAGGUCGAACUCAGUCCAGCCGCCCGCCACGCUGAACGACAACGACGGCGCUCACGAUGCGGGCGAAUCCGGUGGUGCCGAGGCGCCUAGCUCCACGACGCCAGAGCCGAGGAGGUCGAGAUCGAUGAGGUCGAGAUCCAAUUCUGCGCUCGGUGCGCCCACCGUCAUGGCGGGUAUCGUCGCUGCCGGCGUGGCAGCUGGAUGGUCACCGGUCUCUCAGCAGCAUCAAGGGCAGUGGCCUACCUCACCUUCUUCGUAUUCGAAUAAAGGCAUAGACUGA
Molecule: messenger RNA, 4224 nt
Organism: Geosmithia morbida
Lineage: Eukaryota; Fungi; Ascomycota; Sordariomycetes; Hypocreales; Bionectriaceae
Product: P-type Ca2+ transporter type 2C
Exons: 3
Coding region: 1-4224 (1407 amino acids)
Biological process (GO): calcium ion transmembrane transport; intracellular calcium ion homeostasis
Cellular component (GO): intracellular membrane-bounded organelle; membrane
Molecular function (GO): ATP hydrolysis activity; P-type calcium transporter activity; ATP binding
Source: RefSeq, a predicted model, not a curated record